UACGAUAGUAAGUCGCAAGAUCCUUGAAGAUGCAAGCCUCUCAUACCAUGAAACAGGUCGAACAACCAUUUUCUCACCGGAAGGCCGGUUAUACCAGAUUGAAUAUGCCAUGGAAGCCAUCUCUCGAGCAGGAACAGUUCUCGGUGUCCUCGCCAAGGAUGGCGUGGUCCUCGCAGCAGAAAAGAAGGUGACCGGAAAGCUGCUCGAUCUGUCUGGUGCAAAGGAAGGUGGUUACGGUGGAAGUGGAGAGAAGAUAUAUCUCCUCAACUCAAACAUAAUCGGUGGUGUCGCAGGGAUUACAUCCGAUGCCAACUCUCUCGUCAACUACGCGCGGUCAGCAGCCCAAAGGCAUCUCCUGACGUAUAACGAAGAUAUUCCUGUAGAGUUGCUCGCGCAGAGACUGUGUGACAUGAAGCAGGGAUACACGCAGUAUGGAGGUCUACGGCCUUUCGGCGUCUCGCUACUUUACGCUGGCUACGACCCGCACUACCAAUUCCAGCUGUACCACUCUGAUCCAUCUGGCAACUACUCUGGCUGGAAAGCGACUUGCAUCGGCGCGAACAACGGUACCGCUCAAAGUUUGUUGAAGCAGGAAUACAAGGACGAUUUGGAGGUGAAGGAUGCUAUUGGUUUAGUGUUGAGGACGAUGAGUAAGACGAUGGAUAGCACUACGCUAGGAAGCGAGAAGCUGGAGUUCGCUGUCUUGACGUUGGACCCUACGACAAAGGAGCCCAAGGCGAAGAUAUACAGGCCAGCUGAGAUUGAUGCGCUGCUAGAAAGCGAGGGGCUAGCGAAGAAGGAUGAGGACACUGCUAAGAGAUCUGCUUGAAAAGUGUAUAUCUAAUAACACUCCUGCUAACUGCCAAGAUCUGUCAACAACGAUGAUGGUGAAGGAACAUUAUAGUCAAUACGUUCAGCGCACUCAAGGUUGUGUUUGCUGUGAUUUUGCAUCGAUGAUAUACAAAAACAAGGAUGUACAAGGUCAUACGCUGCAUUAGACAGCAAAUACUUGUAGUUCAUACAUGUAAAUGGGUCGUAGAUCAGUGACACGCCAUUCCCUUGUCCUCGCCUAAUGAGGCGAGGCUCAAUUCUC
Molecule: messenger RNA, 1093 nt
Organism: Guyanagaster necrorhizus
Lineage: Eukaryota; Fungi; Basidiomycota; Agaricomycetes; Agaricales; Physalacriaceae
Product: proteasome-domain-containing protein
Exons: 6
Coding region: 110-829 (239 amino acids)
Cellular component (GO): proteasome core complex
Source: RefSeq, a predicted model, not a curated record